This is a messenger RNA of Plectropomus leopardus (leopard coralgrouper), 3702 nucleotides long. It is a transcript of the gene sez6l, whose product is annotated as seizure related 6 homolog (mouse)-like. The record is from RefSeq and is a predicted model, not a curated record. Lineage: Eukaryota; Metazoa; Chordata; Actinopteri; Perciformes; Serranidae.
AGAGGAGGAGGACAGAUCGGAGGCAGAAAGCAGGAGGCGCUGCUCGCAGUCGGGAGGAUGCAGCGCUGACACGCGGACCGUGUGCACGCUCUGAUCCGACGAUAUACCGGCGACCGACCACCGAGAGCUCCUUAUCUUUUUUUUUGGUGCAUUUUCUCAAUUUAUCCACACACCCUCUGCGCCUCCUCCUCCACCUCCUCCUCCUCCUCCACCCUCUGGACCGGCUUUUGUCGCCAUGCCACCGGCCGCCUGCUCGGUCGGGCACCGUCUCCGCAUCACCUUGUGCGCGGUGCUGUGGAUCGGGCUGCUGUGGAGCCGCGUCUCAGCGGGAGAUAAAGACGUCCCCACAGCCGUCCCCUCCUCGCAGCGUCCGGCAGAGACUCCAGCAGAGACUCCAGGCAGCACAAAGGACAGCAGCCCCAAAGCCAGAGGCUCGUUGGCCGGAGGUUUGCUCCAAUCAGUGCUGACUCAGAAAGGACGUCUGGUCUCCCAGAAAGGGGAGAUCCUCCCCUCCGCUCUGCCCCAGAACCUGCUCCCUCUCCUGGGCAGAGGACUCAGCGUGGGCUCCCUCCCUGGAAGUCGGUCCCUGGAGCAUCAGAGCGGGGGAUUACUGAGGCGGGUGAAAGUCCCGGCGUCAGCUGCAGCGUCAGGCCGAGGCGGCGCUCCAACGGAGCCUCCGCCCACAGACACACACUCCCAGCUGCCUCACACGCUGACGCACGCACACACACCUGAGCAGGAGGAGGUCACCACUGUGGGCACCAUGCUGGACGUGGACACGGAGACAGAGACAGAGACACCUCCGUCAGCUCUGUCCAGCUGCAUGGUGAAUUUCUCCGACCCGGAGGGAUACAUCGACUCGUCUGAUGACCCCCCUCUGCCUGACGGCGCCUUCUUACACUGCACCUACACUGUGACCGUGUACACGGGCUACGGCGUGGAGCUGCAGGUGAAGAGUGUGAACCUGUCAGAGGGCGAGCAGCUGUCCAUCAGGGGUGCAGAUGAACGAGGCGCCCUGCUGGUCCUGGCCAAUCACACGCUGCUGGUCGAGGGUCAGGUGAUCCGCAGUCCCACCAACACGCUAUCCGUGUACUACCGCUCUGCACCCGAGGCCAGUAUGGGCAUCUUCCAGCUGCACUACCAGAUCUUCAGGCUGAGCUGCUCCCUCCCAAAGAGGCCUCACUUCGGGGAGGUGUCCGUGCUCGACCUGCUCCCCGGAGGAAACGCCCGCUUUCACUGCCACAUGGGUUACCACCUGCAGGGGGAGCCGCUGCUCACCUGCCUCAACGCCUCGCUGCCCGUGUGGAGCGGCAAGGUGCCCACCUGCAGAGCUCUGUGUGGAGGCACCGUGAAGAACGCCACGGUCGGGCGGGUGCUGUCACCGUCCCCUCACCACGGGCCCAACGCCACCCAGGACCGAUCCUGCUCCUGGUCCCUGGAGGCUCCCAAGGACCAGAGGCUGCACCUCCACCUGGAGAGACUGGCUCUGGGACCCACAGACAGGCUGGUGCUGUGGAGCGGGCUGGACGCCGGCUCUGUGGUGCUGUUCGACUCGGGCCGCGGAGGACAGAUCCCUUUUGAGGGCGUGAUCAGUGAAGGACCAGCUGUGAGGAUCCAGUUCAUCACUGAUCAGCCCAACCACAACACGGGAUUCAACAUCCGCUACGAAGCUUUCGAGCGCGGCCACUGUUACGAGCCGUACCUGCAGAACGGGAACUUCACCACCUCUGACCCGCUGUACGGCGUCGGAGCCGUGAUCCAGUUCACGUGUGACCCGGGUCACGCUCUGGAACAAGGCCCGCCUGUCAUCGAGUGCAUCAGUGCGAGGGACCCGUACUGGAACGACACGGAGCCGCUGUGCAAAGCUCAGUGCGGGGGGGACCUGACUGGUCCCGGUGGGGUGAUCCUGUCUCCAAACUGGCCGGAGUGGUACGGAGAGGGAGAGGACUGCAGCUGGAGGAUACACGUCGGGGAGGACAAACGGGUGCUGCUCGACGUACAGCUACUCAACAUCAGCGACAGCGACAUGCUGACCAUCACCGACGGCGACGAGGUCACCACCCGUAUCCUGGGGCGCUACGUGGGCGGGAGCAGCCCCUUCAAACUGUCCUCCACCACCCCCGACCUGACCGUCACCUUCCACUCCGACCCGGCCGGGCUCGUCUUCGGGAAGGGCGAGGGCUUCAUCAUCAACUACAUGGAGGUGUCUCGAAACGACUCCUGUCCAGACCUGCCCGAGAUCCAGAACGGCUGGAAGACCACGUCCCACAUCGCUCUGGUGCGAGGGGCUCGGAUCACCUACCAGUGCGACCCUGGUUACGACCUGGUGGGGCGGGAGACCCUCACCUGUCAGUUAGACCUGUCCUGGAGCUCGCAGCCGCCGUUCUGCGAAAAAAUCAUGUACUGCUCGGACCCCGGCCAUGUGGAGCACUCCACCCGCUCUCUGUCCGACCCCAAACUGCUGGUGGGGACGACCAUUCAGUACAGCUGCAACCCCGGCUUCAUCCUGCAGGGCGGCGCCACCAUCACCUGCUACGGCCGCGAGCCGGGGACGCCUGUGUGGACGUCCCGACUCCCUCACUGCGUCUCCGAGGACUCGGUCUCCUGUGAGAAUCCCGGCCUCCCUGACAACGGAUACCAGAUCCUGUCCAAGAGGCUCUACCUGCCCGGAGAGUCGCUCACCUUCGUCUGUUACCAAGGUUACGAGCUCAUCGGAGAGGUCGCCAUUAAAUGCAUCCUCGGGAACCCGUCCUUUUGGAGCGGCCCACUUCCGCUCUGCAGGGCCAACCAUGACUGCUUUGGCAACCAUGCUUUGGAAGUUGCGGAGGCGACGGCCGGCUCCACUCUGGACGGAGGGAACGUGGCGCUGGCCAUCUUCAUCCUCGUCCUGCUGCUGUCCGUGCUGCUCGGAGGGGCCUACGUCUACGUCACACGGUGCCGAUAUCACUCCAACUUGAGGCUUCCUCUGAUCUACCCGCAUCCGUACCGACAGAUCACCGUGGAGACAGAGUUCGACAACCCGCUCUAUGAGACCGGAGGAGACACUCGUGAAUAUGAAGUAUCGAUAUGAGAAGACGUCUGCGAAGCGAGACCGACCUGCCCCGUCCUAACUCUUCAUCCCCUCCUCCCUCCUUCUCCGCCCGGAGGAGGCGAUGUAAAUACGACUAGAUGAUGUCCGGCCCCCUCUGCCACGAGACGCAGCCAUCGAUCCCGUUCUCUCCUCCUUUAAACGCUUCCGAGGGCACGACGGGAAACGGGAGAGGAGACGAGGAGACAAGACGGAGUCGGUGUUGAACCCGAGUGACACCGGCAGGUGAUGGGAGACGGAGGACGGAGAGGAAAAAAGACCCAAAGAUCAUCGAAGAACAACAAACGUGGUGAGAAAUAUCGGGAAUAAUGGAAGUUAAGGAGGGGAGAAGGGGAGGGAGCAGGGGACAGGACACAAGACGAGGAAUGUGGAUUUAGAGGAUUGAAGCACUUUUUUUUUUAGUAUUUUUGUCAAAUAAUUUCGUGAAUAAUUCCUGGAAUACGACUCAAAAAAAAAAGUCAUUGAAAAGUUAUAACCCACUUUUGAUACAACAAUAUUUAAUUUUUUUUUUCAUCUUUCUAUGCUGUAGUUUUCAUUUUUAGUGGCGGGGUCCGCCGUUCCUGCGCUGGAUUCAAAUUAAGAUAAACUUUAUUCAUCCUGAAGGCAAAUACCGA